CAAGUGUGCUGGUGCUUCUCACAAGUAAAAUAACAUUUUACACCGCCUUCAUCAGAUCUGGUUCUCUUAUGUAUUUUGCACAUCAAGAGCAGCUUUCAUCUACCAGAAGCAUAAUUGCAUUGAUGUGUUGUGGAAACUGACUUCGUACUCCUGAGUUGAUAUGGGUUUUGAUAUUGAAUGCAUAAUCGACAUCCAUACCUAUCCUGGAGAGUAUUUCUGUCCUGUUUGUCGCACACUCGUAUUUCCUAAUGAAGCCGUCCAAUCACAGUGCACUCAUCUCUACUGCAAACCUUGUCUGGCACAUGUUGCCAAUGGGAGCCGAGCCUGUCCUUAUGAUGGAUACUUGGUGACUGAAGCAGACUCUAAAGCCCUUAUCGAGUCGGACAAGACACUUGCUGAAAGCAUAGGCAGAGUUAAAGUGCGUUGUCUCUAUCACAGAAGUGGAUGCACAUGGGAAGGUUCCUUCUCUGAUUGCACUUCCCAUUGUUCUGGCUGUUCCUUCGGCAAUUCCCCAGUUGUAUGCAAUAGAUGUGGAGUCCAGAUUGUGCAUCGACAAGUGCAUGAGCAUGCCCUGAGUUGUCCUGGUGUAUAUCCUGCACAGCAGACAACUAAUGGUGCCCAAGAUAAUCCUAGCUCUGGUGCAGCCACCACUGCUGCUGGUACCGACUCGAAUCGAACUACGGCUCAUUCAGGAACUCCAGCAUCACAGACACCAAACCCUCAAACCACAACUGCUUCUCUGCUUCCUGGACAAGAUCCCAAUCAGCAAACAAAUGCCAGCUCUCAGGCUCUUGCUACUGCUUCAGCUGGUGUGCCUACUUCAGAGCAGUGGUAUCAGCAAUAUUAUCAGCAAUAUGCAGGAUAUGAGCCUUAUCAACAGCAAACUUAUCAACAAUACUAUCCUUAUCAGCAACAACCCCUCCAACAAUUUCAGCAACAACCUCACAUUUACAUGCAGCCACCAGCACAACCCCAGACCCCGGUCCCAGCCCAGCCCCAGCCCCAACCCCAGCCCCAACCCCAGCCCCAGCCCCAGCCCCAGCCCCAGCCGCAACCACUUAAUCCUCAAUCUCAACAACAACCUCAUACUCAAAUGCAAGCUCUACCUAAAGGGCCAACUCAACCACAGGUUCAACCUCUGGCACAACAGCAUCAAAACCAAGUCAACCCAGUGCAGCAGCUCCCACCUACUAUGCAACCUCAUGCCCAAAUUCCAUCACAAAUAUAUCCAGCUUCUGGUGCUCAUCCACCAUAUUCACAGACCUAUCCAAUGCAGCCUCAUUCACAACAAUAUGUGCAAGUGCCACAGUAUCAGCAGCCUCCUGCCCAGGUUCAUCCCCCUCCAUCUUCUCAAGCCCAACCACAUCCUCCUGUGCAACCACAACCUCAUUCACAACUCCAGCCGCAAAUAAAUGUGCAACAUCAUCCACAAUCUCAUGGCCAAUUGCGGCCUCCUCAGGUCGGCCAGCCUACUCAUGCACUGGGUCAGACCCUCCCUUCAACAGCCAAUGCAGUUUCAGGUUUCCAUUCCUAUCCACAAACCCAGCUCACGCAGCAAGUGGCUAUAGGGAUGUCACAGCAACCUCCAAUGUAUCCACAUCCUACUAGUGGGUCUAUGCCUCUGGUUCAAACUCAUGGUCAGGUUCCUCAACCUCCCUUAAUGCGCCCACCUCUGGGUCUAAUCGGCAAUCAGCAACUGGGGCUGGUACCUACUCAAGGUCAAGUUCCUGCGCAAUCUCAACUUUAUGCUACUGCUCAACAAGCAGGACACUCAAUUCAGCAACAUCCUGUUCGGCCUAAUCAACAGCCAAUGUCUCAACAGUACAGUCAACAUCAUACAUUUCCUGGUCCAUUUCCGAGCCAAUCACACCAGCAAGGUCAUUUUACUCACCAGCAGCCGUUGCAGUCUCAAUUUCGCCCUCAAGGUCUUCCUAAUGUGGUGCCUCAAAGUUUGCAUGCAUAUAUUCAGCCACAGCAAAAUGCCACCUUACCACCUCCCCCACAACCUCAACAAUCUCAAACAUAUAUAGGAAGGCCUGGGAUGCAAAAUCAUGUCCAGUCGAUUUCACAGGCUCAUGGUGGAUAUAAUACUACAGCCCAGGUUAGACCUGUCCAGCCUGCUUUAAGCCUGCCGCAAAUAAAUCCAAGUUAUGGGAGCUACACGAGCAAUGAGCACGAGUCAAUGGAUCAGAAGAUACGGUUAGCCCUAGAGAGUAAAGGUGAUCUGUUACCUGACAAAACUUCAGGACGGCCAGAAGUGGGAGUUCCUUCCCAGGACAAUGCUCAAAAGGAUCUAAAUUCUCUUCCAGCCAAAUCAAUUGAUGACGAGUACAGACAGAGGGGCAGCAGUGAUAUAGAUGAACAUAAGGGUGAUUCAGAUGAGCUUAUGGACAAAAGAACUGUUAAGGAAGAGGAAAAUGAGAAUUUUUUGAAGCCUAAAUCUGCUGCCAAAUCAGCUGAUGCAACAGUUAAGCCAGACAAAGAUGCCUGUGAUGAUACUCCAAAAGAACUGGACCAGACUUUGGAAAAGCAUGAAUCUUCUGAUGCUGCUGAUGGUUCGAUUAAGAAUCUGAACUCUGGAAGAGAUUCACAUGACUCUACCAUUGACAGAGGGGUUUUUCAGCAGUAUGGGCAUGGGAUGCCACCACCGAAAUAUGGACCGUCUGCGCAGCAAAGGCCCGUUGGUCCUAUGAUAAUAUCACCAGGGCAACCUGCAGGCAGUGCUUCUCAUGCCCAACUCCCUGGAUAUCCCCCCACUGCAAUGAUACCUUCAGGGGAUGUGCCUCAGGCUGGUCAGCCAUUGAAUUCUCUUGAUCAUCAUCCACAAUUCCUGAAGCAGCCUAGUAGUGCCCCCCUUGGUGGUAUCCCUGGUCCAGGGUCUAUAACAACCUUUGCUAGGGGGCAUGGUCAUUUUCUUCCACCAGGUGAAUUCCCAGAGGGGAUAACGGGAGUAGGAAGAGCACCAUUAAGUGGUACUGAAAUUCCUAGUGGAACACAACACUCAGUUAAUCCAGCAGAGGCUGAAAUGUUUCAAAACCAAAGGGUGAAUCGGUUUGAAGGAAAUCAACCAAACCCAUUUUCCUCUGGGUCUUUUGAGAAGGUUCCAUUUGGCCAACCUAGAAGUAUGGAAUCAGCUAGGGAUAAAAGGUUGAAGGCGCCUAUGGGGGAGCAUUUAAGUCCUUUGCCAGUGCCUCGCGAUCAAGGAUCAUGGCCACAUGACAAACCUCCUCGCGGAUUAGGAUAUGAUUCUGGAUCAAAAUUUGAGGCCAGUACCGGGGUUCCCCCUAACAGAUUAUUGCCUCCACAUCAUCCUCCUGGUUCGAUGCAUUUCAAGGAUAGUGGAGAAAGAGAAGCACCACUUGGUCCUCAUGACGAUGAUAGAAAAAGGGGAGGAUCUGGAUUUGGUGUGCAUCAUAUGGAUUAUUUGUCUGCCAGAAACCCUGAUGGGGAGUUAUUUAACAUUCCACCACGUGGAUUUGUAAGUCACUCAGGUUUUGAUGAUAUUGGUGGCAGAGAGCCCCAUCAAUUUAUUGAAGGGCCUGGACAUUUCAAUUUACCUUCCAAUCUAGCUGGCGGUUUAUACUCUAAUGGUAGGUUCCAAGCUUUGCCUGGCCAUCCACAUGGAGUAGAGACUGAUGGUCUUGGGGAUUUGAGAGGUGGUGAGCAUACUACCUUUGGUCGUCCUUACAAACAUGUCCAGAGUGGUGAUCUGUUUGGAAAAGACAUGCCGAGUCAUUUGCAUCAUGAUGAGUCUUUGGAUCCUCUGAAAUUACCAAGUCAUUUACGUUUUGAUAAACCUGCUGGCUUUGGUUCCUUCGCUGGCCGUGCUUAUAUGGGGGAGUUGUCUGGGUUUGGAGAUAUUCCUGGUUUUGGUGAAUCAAUUGGACGCAACAAACCUGGUAUGCCACGGUUUGGGGAGCCUGGCUUCAGGAGCAGGUAUCCUGUCCCGGGAUAUCCGAAUCACGGACUUUAUGCAGGUGAUGUGGACUCCUUUGAUAGACCAAGAAAGAGGAAGCCCACGAGCAUGGGAUGGUGCCGCAUUUGCAAGGUUGAUUGUGAAACCGUUGAGGGCCUAGAUAUGCAUUCACAGACAAGAGAGCACCAGGAUAUGGCUAUGGAUAUGGUCAGGUCUAUCAAGGAGCAAAACCGAAAGAAACAGAAGACUUUUAGUGAUCGUGCUUCAGUUGAAGAGAAAGGGAGGACUAGAAAGGCAGUGUUCGAGAGCCGUGGUAGAAAGACUUGAGCUUGGGAUAGUAGAUAGGAAGUGAAAGGCUGUGUUUGAUGGUUGUAACUAAGCCUUCAGUCAAGCAUUUGCACCACAAUGUAGGUGAUUAGCUUUACAAUCUUUCUUCUUCUUCUGGGGGUUUUUAUCCUAGCUUUGUCAUUUCAGGUUGCUGCCCUGUUGUUGGAAGAUGGUUUGGAUUGGAAGUUUCUGUGGCAGUUAAGUUGUUUUGCCCAUGGUUUUGAAAACUUAUUUUUCCUGUAUUAGGACAAUUAUGUCAACUUAGUCCUGGUGGAUCUGUAGCUAUAUUCUGCACUUUCUUGCUUAUGCAACCUAGUUCAGGGAACGUUUCCUGCUAAUUAAAUGUUGCUAUGCGUUAGUUUCAGUUCUUAUGCGAGAGUUCCUAUAAUAUGUAUGCUGUGAUCUUACCUCUGUCUUCUAGUGCUCGUUCAUGCUUCGGGAAUGAAAUAGUAACUAAUUGUGAUGCUUCAUUGGAUAUGG
This is a messenger RNA of Solanum verrucosum, 4723 nucleotides long. RefSeq lists its product as uncharacterized. The transcript has 7 exons. Bases 161 to 4243 code for a protein of 1360 amino acids. NCBI's taxonomy places the organism in Eukaryota, Viridiplantae, Streptophyta, Magnoliopsida, Solanales, Solanaceae. The record is from RefSeq and is a predicted model, not a curated record.